GUGUCGGGAGAAAAGUGUUGUACUCCGAUUUUACGGAUGCUCUUUAAAAUGUUGAGGAUAUUUCUCACCCUUGCUCUCCUGGCAGCUGUACAAUGUAGAUUUGGAGGUGGACUUUUUCAUUCUGAUUACUACUACGAGGGGGAAUCUGAAUCUGAGUCCAGCGAAUCUUCAAGCGAAUCCUCCAGUGAAACCUCGAGCGAACCCCCACCAUGCCCGUGUACCCCGCUCGACGUCGGCCAGUGUUGUGACGACUGUCAUUACUGUAAAGAUGAAAAUGCCAUAUGUGAUACAUACGGAUAUAGUAAAAUGUGCAUCUGCAAAGAUGGCUUCAUAUUCGACUAUGAAUGCAAGAAGUGCGUUCCUGGCUAG
This is a messenger RNA of Mya arenaria, 369 nucleotides long. RefSeq lists its product as uncharacterized. Lineage: Eukaryota; Metazoa; Mollusca; Bivalvia; Myida; Myidae. Bases 37 to 369 code for a protein of 110 amino acids. The transcript has 3 exons. The record is from RefSeq and is a predicted model, not a curated record.